CUCGCAUACCUUUCCAGCUUCUGCAUCACCUUAACCUUGGUACUUGUGCUGGCUAUACCUAGGAGCUAGAGAUCCUAAAUACAUUCUAAUGUCCUAAAAGUACCUCUUUCCCAAAACAUUUCCCGUUAUUUCCUUUAUUCAAUAUUUUCUUUCACCGUCUAAGAAAUUAAUCAAAUCAAAUUAGAACUCUCAACCUAUAUCAGCAGAAUCUAUUCCAACUUCACCUGCGCAAUUACAUAUCUGAACGGGAAGAAAGGUCAAAAAUUCUCUCGUCUCCCACAAUGGCAGGAGACUACGCUUCCGAAGAGCUGCCUCAGCCUUUUGACGCGAAGCAUCUCGAACCCGCUAAAAGGCACAAGCAUUCACGAUCUCCCAGCAGCAGUAGCAAUAGCAAGCGCCGAGAAAACGAUGCAGGCGGACCUCCCCUUGACGAACUACCUCAACCAUUCGAUGCCAAAAAGCUCGAACCGGCCAAGAAACGACAGCGCUCUAGAUCACCAUCCGAUGCGCCCCGGAAGCUGAAACGUCCCGGUCGCGGUGCGCGCUUCUCUCAAGCAGAAUCAUCGUCUAUCCGCCAGCGCCACGAGCAGCGCGAGCGCGAAGCCGCCGAAGUCGCAGCCACGCAGGCCGUGCUAGAACAGAGAGGCAUCAACGACGUUGUCCGACAGCAUUACAACGCCGUACCAGAAAGGGGUCGCGACUGGAGAAAGACGGACAGCAGAAUCAAGGGGCUUAGAUCAUUUAACAAUUGGGUCAAGAGUACAUUGAUACAAAAAUUCUCUCCCGACGAAGACCACACGCCUGGCGCUCACGAACGAGGGCGCGAUAUGGCUGGCGCUAGGGAUCACGAGCUGCUUGUCCUCGAUAUCGGAUGCGGAAAAGGUGGCGAUCUAGGUAAAUGGCAGCAGGCCCCACAGAGAGUUGAGCUAUACGUAGGGUUAGACCCUGCCAAUGUUUCCAUCGAUCAGGCGAAAGAACGAUACCGUAAUAUGACCCAUCGUGGCGGCGGGCGGGGUGGCAGGGGCGGCCAUAGAGGUGGGCGCCAUCAGCCUCCGCCGUUCGAAGCUCGCUUCUACGUCAAAGACUGUUAUGGCGAGUCUAUUGGUGACAUAGACAUCAUUCGGCAAGUUGGGUUCGACCAUUCGCCCAUGGGGAGGAGCGGAUUUGAUAUAGUCAGUAUGAUGUUCUGCAUGCAUUAUGCCUUUGAGAGCGAAGAGAAGGCCCGGAUGAUGCUUCAGAACGUAUCUGGGGCCCUGAAGAAAGGCGGGCGCUUCAUAGGUUGUAUACCUAACUCGGAUGUGAUCGGCGAUAGAGUCGUAAAGUUCAACGAGUGGUUCGCGAAAAAGAAGAAAGGCGAGACGACCGAAAAUAAGGACGCUUCAAACAAGGAAGAUAAUGAGGAUAAGGAGGAAGAGGAGGGCGAGGUUGAGGAGACGGCCGAGUGGGGCAAUGAUCUCUACCGGGUCAGAUUUCCCGGCAAAACUCCCGAGGACGGUAUCUUCCGGCCUCCGUUCGGAUGGAAGUACAGCUUCUUCCUCGACGAAGCGGUAGAGGAGGUCCCGGAGUACGUCGUGCCUUGGCCAGCAUUCCGUGCUAUAGCAGAGGACUAUAACCUCGAGCUACAGUACCAUCAGAGGUUUGAUGAGAUCUGGGAGGCCGAGAAAGAUGACCAUAUACUGGGUCCCCUAAGCGAACGUAUGGGGGUUCGUGAGAGGGGGAGGGGACCACUUCUGGUUUCGCCUGAAGAGAUGGAAGUUGCCAGCUUCUAUCUAGCCUUCUGCUUCUAUAAAGUAUAGGUAUAUUCUUUCGAUAGGCGAGAAGAUUCAGCUUAGGCGGUUCGUGGAUGACACGCCUACCAGAGACAUGGAAUAACCUCUUGCAACGUGCAAGGUGUUUAGGUGGUACCUGAGGGCAUCAACCAAAAAUUUCAAAGCCAUGAUAAAAGGACGACAGUAUAGCAAUGCAAUAAAUGCUUCGAAGCUCAUAUAUCGCGUAGCGAAUUAUAUAUUCCCUGGAGCGAUUCUUACUAGUGUAUCUCACUCAUAUAAGGAGUAACUAAUUGAUAAUAUCUACCAACGCAUCUACCAACGCUUGUCAUACCCAACCAUCUCUCAAGGAAUCAUCAAGGCUGCCUAGGUAGAUGUUUCCCCAGCGUCUAAUACAGUAGGCUAUCACCUCACAUCAUCAUAUACCCACUUGCUGCAUCCGGA
This is a messenger RNA of Daldinia decipiens, 2210 nucleotides long. Its product is annotated as guanine-N(7)-methyltransferase. The record is from RefSeq and is a predicted model, not a curated record. Bases 282 to 1796 code for a protein of 504 amino acids. Gene Ontology annotation, molecular function: mRNA 5'-cap (guanine-N7-)-methyltransferase activity. NCBI's taxonomy places the organism in Eukaryota, Fungi, Ascomycota, Sordariomycetes, Xylariales, Hypoxylaceae. Gene Ontology annotation, cellular component: nucleus. The transcript has a single exon. Gene Ontology annotation, biological process: 7-methylguanosine mRNA capping.